AUGAACGAAUUUGUCCGGAUAGCGCAAGCGAACAUUUCCACCGGGACAGGGAACAGUGCAGCAGCGGAUGGUGCAUCAGAACCACUUGUCGUGGAUCGUCCGGCGGCACAAAGCAGCGUGGUCGCGCUGAGAAACUCAGGUCAGCUUGUCGACUUUCGGCAGAUCCUUGAUCAGGACAUUUCCUUUUUCCGCAUCGACGGUGACCUGCAGAUGAUCUUUGCCGACGGCGGUAUGGUCAUCAUCCGGGAUUUCUUCGAAGGUGACAGUGGUGCCGAGGCGGUCAUCGUUGGCGACAACGAAUUGCUGUCAAUCGACGGUUUCGUGUCACUCGCCAAUCUGCAACUCGCCGAAGAGAUACAGACCGCGGCCGGUGAAACCAGCAAUCUUGCGACAGCACUUGGAAGUUCGCAGAGCUCGGGUCAGAAUUUCGAACCAACGGAAAUCGGCGAUCUUGGAAACGGACUCGGAUUUGGCGAUCUGCUGCGAGGCGAAUUGCCGGGUGAAAGAGCAUUUCUUGUCGACGAUUUCUCGGAGUCCGCUGACAAUACGGGACCGGAUAUCGGUACACCGGUCGACAGCACGCUUGAUGAGGAAAACCUGGAAGAGGGUACUGGCCCCGACGGUCCGGUUUCGGUCACUGCAAGCCUGGAUGUCGACUUCGGCGAAAACCCCGGUGGUACGCCGCGACUUGAGUUCGACGGUCUGCCCGGCGGGUUGACCUCCGACGGUGUGUCUCUGGUAUUGAGCGUUGUCACCAACCCCGGCGGCGGCCAGACCCUGACUGCCGUAAAGGCCGGCACGGGUGAGGCCGUAUUUACUGUCACGCUUGACGUGGUGAGUUCCGGCGGAUCACCCGGCGGUCAGUAUACAUUCGACCUGUUCGGAAACCUGGAUCACAUUGGUGACGGUCAGGACACCAGCAUUCCUUUGGUCUUCGGCUUCAGCGCAUACGAUUCAGACGGUGAUGCGGACAGUGACACUUUCACGGUCAACAUCAUCGACGACGAGCCCGAAACCGGAGAAUCGGAGCAACUUACGCUUGGGGAAGAAAACCUGGACGACGGAACCGAUCCCGACGCAUCUUCUUUGACUAAGGCCGGUGAAUUGAACAUUGCCUGGGGUGCUGACAACGCCGAUGAUGCCGUUGACGCCGCAUUUCAGGACGCGCCAGGUGGCACUGCCAACCGCUCAGUCGUAUUUGCAGCCAUCUCGGAUCAGCCGACGAUAGCAACUAGUUCUGACGGUGUUGCGCUUCAAUAUGAACUUUCGGAAAAUGACACGGUCCUGACGGCCUACAAGGGAGACGACCGUGGAGACGCAAACAAGGUCUUCAUCGUCACGCUUUUUGAUGAUGGAACGGGCUCCUACACGUUUGAACUCCUCGGCAACAUCGAUCAUGUCGAUUCAGCGAGCGGUCUAGCAACCGAGAGCCGGAACCUCGACUUUGCCUUUGUUGCAAAUGACGGUGACGGCGACGCGGUUACGGGCGGUCUUCGGGUAACAAUCGAGGAUGACGAACCGCAGGCCGGCGAGCCUGUGCAGCGUACAUUGCAGGAACACGACCUUGCAACCGGCACUGACCCGGAUUCGUCUGCGCUGGUCAAGACUGGUGAUCUGGACAUCACCUGGGGUGCGGACGACGCGGACGCAGCAGAUGACGGAGCGGUGCAGGACACUCCGGGCGGAGCGGGCAACCGUUCCAUCGUCUUUGCAGCUAUCGCCGAUCAGCCGAUCCAGGCAACGACGUCGGAUGGCCUUGCGCUGGAAUAUGUUCUUUCUGAAAACGGUACGGUUCUGACCGCAUACAAGGGUGGUGACCGCGGAGACGAGAGCAAGGUUUUUGUCGUGUCCCUUUCCGACGACGGCUCGGGCUCCUACACGUUCGAAUUGCUCGGCAACAUUGAUCACAAUCCCCCGGGGUCGACCGGCAAGAUGGUGUCAUGGAACCUAGAUUUCGGAUUUGUUGCGCGUGACGGAGAUGGUGACGCGGUCGCGAGUGAAUUCCGCGUCACGAUUGUCGAUGACGAACCGGAAGCGGGUAUUGCCGAGAGCGUGACGCUGCAGGAACACGAUCUGGCAAGCGGCACUGAUCCUGACGCGACAGCGUUGACGCAAACCGGCAACCUGAAUUUCACCUUUGGUGCCGAUGACGGCGACACGGCGGAUACAGGCGGACUUCAGGACACACCGGGUGGCACCGGUAACCGUUCGGUCGUGUUCGCCGCCAUCGCAGACCAGCCAACCCAACUCACGACGUCGGAUGGCAUCGAGCUUGACUAUGUCCUGAAUUCAGAUGGCACGGUUCUGACUGCCUACAAGGGUGAUGGUCGAACCGACGCUGACAAGGUUUUCGUCGUAUCCCUUUCCGACGACGGGUCGGGAUCCUAUACAUUCGAACUGCUCGGCAAUAUCGAUCACGAUCUUCCCGGCUCAGGCGCAAUGUCGGAGUCCUGGGAUCUCGACUUUGCUGUCAUAGCAAGUGACAGCGACGGCGACACCGUUGAAGGUGAUUUCCGCGUUUCGGUCGUUGACGAUGCACCGCUUUCCAGUGAACCGGUUGCAAGUGCUGUCGAGGAAGAAGAUCUUCCCUGGGGUAAUGACGACCGGGAUCCCUUUGAUAUUGACGGCUUGCCGGCUGAUCUCGGUACUCCGUUGACUGAACAGGCCACUGCGUCGUUGAACAUUACCUGGGGCGCGGACGAUACCGACAGCGCUGACACUGAAGUCGAUGGCCUGCCGGUGCAGGACACGGCCACUGCCGGUGGCCAGAGAUCUGUCGUUUUUUCAGAUGCUGCCGACGGCGAGAUCGUUGACAUUGCCAGUGUAAUUGCGGUUGAAGACGGCGAGGGGGCUGCAAUAGAUCCUGCGACGCUCACGUCGCGCGGUGAUGCGUUGAGCUAUGUCCUGUCCAACGACGGUACGCUUCUGACCGCUUACGCCAACUAUGGCGACACCGAAGAGCGAAGCGUUUUCCGCGUGGCGCUUUCCGACGAUGCAGAAGGCUCUUACCAGUUCAUUCUGGACGACACUCUUGAUCAUCCAUUGAAGGGUACGUCUUCGGUUGAGGAAGAUGUCCUGUCAUUGUCCUUUGAUUUCAUUGCGCGUGACAGCGACGGUGACACAUCGACCGACGCGUUCACCGUCCAGGUUAUUGACGACAGCCCGUCAAUUGCCUCGGCCAACAUCCACGACAUUGGCGUCGUUGGACCGGUGACAUACGAUUCAGGUGCAAUCAAUCUCGCGAUUCCCGAUGACGGCAAUCUCGGUGAAGUUCUUUCGUCGACGAUUGAAGUUCCCGAAGGCGGCACUAUCCGAGACCUGAAUCUCUCCCUGGUUCUGGAUCAUGACUGGAUGCGGGAUCUCAAGAUCACACUGAUCGCCCCCAAUGGCAUGUUGAUUUGCGCUGAGAACUGA
Molecule: messenger RNA, 3414 nt
Organism: Effrenium voratum
Lineage: Eukaryota; Dinophyceae; Suessiales; Symbiodiniaceae
Source: the annotation of a GenBank genome assembly